CAUGAUCUGACGUACAAUAUGAUUUUGUGUGUGAUUUUUCUGUGUUUGUGCGCCUCGGGAACGGUGUUUGGAUCGCCUAAUUCCCUGAAGGAUCCGUACAUAUGUGGAUCACCGACAUGUAACGAGCCAGAGAAGUUCAAGUAUUUACUAGAUGUAAUCUACCACUAUGAGUACCAGGUCAAUGUCGAGACCUACUUCGCUGGAUCCAGUAAUAACCGGUCCACACUGGAUGUUAGGGCUGUGCCUAAAAUUCAAUUUAUAACACCAUGUGAGGGUCUCCUGCAGCUGACAGAUGUUACCCUGAUAGAUCAAGAUGAGAACUACCCGGUGGAGAGAGCUGAGAAGUUCAUUCAUGCUGUCUCACUCUUUGAUCUUAGGUUCGCCUUCCACGAUGGUAUCGUGUCAGAGAUAUGUCCGGAGCCGGAGGAAGAGGACUGGGUACUUAACUUCAAGAGAGCCAUCCUGACUCUCUUCCAGAAUACCAUGAAGAGGUUCGAUAUCAACUUCAAAGGAGUUGAGCAAGACAUCCACGGCACAUGUAGCGUGGACUACACGGUCCGCGGCCAAGAGAAUACGAGCCUUAUCCUAGUGAAAACAAGGGAUCUUUCACAAUGCACCAACCGAUACAAGUAUAUGUCUAUAUUGCAAACUGUGAGAUACGACUUUCAGAGCAAAUUCCAAACAUGGCCCGUUCUAAAGUCGGAGAGCAAGUGUCGUAUAACGGUGGACCACCACAUCUACAAGGCGGUGAGUUGCCGCGAGCGACACCUGUUCGAGCCGUUCUCCGGCAAGAACUCCGGCGCCAUGACCACGGUGGUACAGGACCUCGUGCUGAUCAGAGAGCUUAACAAGACCGAUACUGAGGUUAUUGAGUCGCAGCCUAAAGCAUGGGUAGAGAUCCCGCGCCGUUCGAACUUGCUGCACCAGCACAUCGUGUACGUGGGGGACGACACCGGCGGACUCAAGGCCGCCAGGGACGUGCUCAAACUGCUGUGCAUGGUGAAAGACACGACGGCGGAGAACCAGCACACGCUGAACGUGGACGAGAACAUGGACAGCGGGUCCACGGUGGGGCUGUGGGGGCGCCUCGUCCGCGCCGCGCGACCCCUGCACCACCCCGCGCUGGCGCAGCUACUGGCCCGGGCGCCCUCCAUAUGUAAAUCUGCUACCAAACACAUACUAGACGCCCUACCCUACAUAGCGAGUCCUGGUUCAGUGGAGCUCAUCAAAGAAAUGAUCAUGAAGAACGCAGUCGAGAGCGAGACGAGACAUGAAUGGCUUAUGUCCAUGGCCAUGAUACCACGUCCAAAGAAGCUGAUGUUGGACAGUAUGUUGGAACUGCUUCAGAAACAGAAGAACGACAAGGUGAUUAGUUUCACCGUGUCCUCGAUGGUACACUCGUAUUGCAAACAUAGUGGGAAGGAAUUACGCGAAUGCUGCGAAGAAGAUACUCCAAGAGCCAUCGCACUAGAAUUCGAAAACAUAGUCCAGGAGAUAUCUGCUAAAGGUGUCAUUAAAACUAGAGAGGACAGGAACAAUAUCAUAAUAGCGAUCAAAGCCCUCGGCAACAUCGGCGGCUUCAGGAAGGAGUUCGCAGACAAACUGCUGAACAUUAUCGGCGAUAGUUUGGUGCCUGUACCCGUUCGACUGACGGCCGUCGACGCCUUCAGACGGACCACUUGCGAUGAAACUCGAGAAUAUUUCCUAGAAACGUUUAGAGCGGACUACAUGAACUUGGAAGUACGUCUCGCGUCGUACGUACAGGUGAUGAAGUGUCCCGACCUCGGCACGCUGAGGAAGAUCUUCCACACACUGCAAGAUGAACCUGUUAACCAAGUAACAACAUUCGUAUGGAGUCAUCUGAGGAACCUCGCGGAAUCCUCGCUUCCAUCCCGAGUGGAGAUCCAGGGUCUUCUGUCUGGCAACCAGAUUCCCCACCUGGAAGACAGUCCAGACUUCAGAAUGUACUCCAGGAACUAUGAACAGGGAGUGUUCUUUGAUCAGUAUAAUGCUGGUGGUAACUACGAAGCGAACGUAGUGUUCACUCCGGAUUCCUACAUACCGCGGUCGUUCUCCCUCAACCUCACUGUCGACAUGUUCGGAGAGUCCAUCAAUUUGUUUGAGAUGAAAGCCCGUGGCGAAGGCUUCGAGCGUUACUUCGAGAGCUACUUCGGUAACAACGGCCCCCUCAACAAGAACAAACUGACGGAGAAGAUCAGCAACCUUCGCUUCUUCAGGUCUACCAACGAAGCUGAUGAGGUCCGGGAGAAGAUCGAUAACCUGGAGUAUAAGAAUGAGGCGCUUAAACAUAGGUUCCCUAUGGCCGAGCUGGGUAUCAAAGUGUUUGGUAACGAGAUCUCGUACUGGAACGCUGAAGGCGACGAGGAGAUCAUGAAGUCACUGGCACGACUCAACCCACAGCUUAGAGUGUUGGAGAUAUUGUCCGGCAAGGAAAUAUCGUACAACAAAGCCUCCCUAUUCCUGGACACGACGUUCUCCGUGCCCACCGGUGCCGGGCUGCCGAUGAACAUGAACCUCAUGGGCACGAGCUACGUCAACACCAAGAUGUCGGGCACCGUGCACGAUAACUACAGGGAGUCUGGGAACCUGGACUUUGAAGGGAAAUUGAGACCUAGCGUAGCAGUGAACAUAGCGGCGACGAUGAGCGUGGACGCGGGCGGGCUGAGCUCCAGCGGUAUCCGCGUCAACUGGCGCCUGUACACCGCCACCGCCGUCGAGGCGCGCCUCACUGUCAAGGGGAUCACGCUGCUCAAGCUUGAUCUAUCGCUGCCCAUUGAUAAACAGGAGAUUUUUGCUGCUAAAUCGGAGCUGAUAAUCCUGCACGGCGACAAGGAGCACCAGCAACAGGGGCUGAACAAGAACAGAAUAGAACAGAACACGUGCUCCUGGUCCACCUUCGACAAGUCCAUCGGGAUCAAGAUGUGCGCUUCCUAUCAGUUCCCCAACAUGACGAAUCUCCACAACGCGCCAUACUUCCUGAUGAGUGGUCCGGCGAAGUACAUCCUGUCGCUAGAGAAGGCGGACCCCACGGCCAAGACCUACGCCAUACAGUACCGCUGGGACAAGAACGCCACCGGCAAUGUCGUUAGCUUCUCUUUUGAUACGCCUGAUAGCAAGGAAAAACGAAUGAUAAACGCAGUCCUAUCGAUCUCAAACACAUCAAGUACUGCGCUACUAACUCUCCAAUCAGAGAAGAGUACAUUAAAAGCCAAAGCGAUGUACAGGAACAAGCCCUAUGACAAAUCACUGUCAGCCAGUUUAGACGUGGAUGGAAGGAAACAGUUCGACACUGUGAUGUCGGUGAAACGUCACGAUAUCAAAUAUGGCUUCGUUUGGAUACCGCACGCCUAUUGGGUCGUGGACAACGAACGGGUUGCUGAGUUAUCUGGCGUAAUAAAAGUAAAAACAAAAGGCAGUGUGACACAGAGCGAUAUAGAAGCAGAAUUUCAAACGAAACAACUGGCGAGUCACCUCCUUGGCUACUAUACCAUCAACGGACCGACGCAUGGAACCAAACUACAGUUCGACUACCAAUUCUUUAAAAACCCCAAGCAAACUAUUAAGAUUGAAGGUAUAUAUAGUGAGAAAUCGGGAGGAUUUAGACAUGAUCUAUAUGGGGACUUGUCCAUGGCGUUCACAGCUUAUCCGGAGUAUAAUUUCUAUACGGUUCUGAGGAAUAUUAAAACCCAAUCCCAUGUGGACAUAGGUUUCAACGUAAGUGCGUCCAGAGAAAAGAAGUUAGACCCAGCGUUUACGUUCAGCUUCCAACGCGCUGAGCACUUGACUGGCAUGAGGCUUGACACGAGACUGACGCUGAAUCGACCUAGGUUGAUUGAUAUGAAGUUUCAGUUUGAAGGGAUUGGCCCCAAAUACACCGCUUUAGCGUUGCUAAACUUCAACCCUAAAUCGCGAGAGAUUUUGGUCUCAGGGUACCUAUUCUUCCCGCCUGGUACACAACUGUAUUUGGACGCGGAACUUAACAUGACACUGCCGACCUUGCAUCCUUGCUCUAUAAAGACCAAGGUCCAUGAGAAGCAGCUUAAUGAUUACCAAGUAAACGCAGCCGGCGUAUGGUUCACGGGGGUAGAUUUCAACAUCGACGCGUCAUACCAGGACCAGUCUAAGACAAACAUGGCGUCCCACCACCUCAAGGCGUUGGUCAGUAGCACCCACUUCAAGAACAUCGCCGUGGACGGGCGGUUCACACAGGAUAACCGACAGAUCACUUUCAUUGGACAGGGAGAAUACAACGACGAGCACUACAGGACGUUAAUAAGGUACAUUCUGCUAUCGGAGCAGAACUUCACGACCUAUGUAGAGGUGGAUGUCGGCGGGAAGGCGUACAGUGUCAACUUGAACGCGGAUCUUAGCAAUAAUACUAACGUCAAUAUGGAUAUACAUUUUGAUCAACUCCGUGACCUCCACUUCUCCUACCAGCGCUGGGUAUCAGCCAAACAGAAGCGUUUAGCCGCUGCCUUCAACUGGGAUGCGAACCGCGAUCCCUCGCAGAAAGUCAGUAUAGACGUGCAACUGGACAAUAAGGGCACUUGGCACCAUGGGGGACAUGUGUCCUUGUAUUACCCUGGACGAAUGGUCAAUGGGGAGUUCGAGUUUUUGUUAAGAGAUUGGUUCUGCCAGUGGCACAUCCGCAUGGGCUGGUCGAGCGAGUCCAACAUACUGUGGCGCGUCAAGAUGUACUCGGAAGCCCACAACGAAACUGUUUACGCUCUACUCUCCAACAUGAACACGCCGUUCGCUGGGUGGAAGGAUACUAGUUUUAAUCUUAUGUGGCGUUACCACGACAAUCUCCAAGCCCUAAACGGCAGCAUGAACUGGCAGGAAGACUACCUAGCGUUCAGCCUACUAGCCGACUACUUGUUCAAAACCAAUGAGUUCUAUGGAGAAAUCAACGCAGUCGUCAACUCCACUAUACCGACACUACCGAAGGCGGCAGCCAUAGCCAAACAUAGGGUUAUAUGGAAGAAGAGUGCUGAUACACUGCUUAGUUUCCAGUACAAUGAAGAUGGUCUGCUCAUGAUCAACUCGUCCUGGACAUUAGAUAGAGGGCACAAAGAAAACAACAUUACUGGCAGAGUUACACUUCUAACACCUUUCCAGGGUUACAGAAAAGGUUUCCUACGCACAGCAUUCGUAUUGGGCCACAAGAGAGACAUCAAUGGCAUCACCUACCUCGACCUCGAAGAAAAAGUUCUCAAGAUUUACGUCAAUGGUCACAUGCGCCGCAUCACGAACUGCAUGCUAGUCGUGAACGUCACCAGUCCCAUGGUGGAGUUCCCACAGAUGACGGCGCGGUUCGGCUUCGUGGAGGCUGACCGACAUCUAGUGGCCAUGGUUGUUACUACCAAUUCUACCACAGGUAUCGAAGUAUUCCUGAAGCUGUUAUCGUUGCAAGACUUCCACGUGUUUGGACAUGUGGCACUACCGAUACAGUACCUCAACAGAGCUAUGGUGAUAGCCAAGAGGGCGCCGGAAGAGGUGGACUUCAGAGUAGGUUGGGGCAAAAUGGACUUCGGUUUCACCGGUAUCUGGCAUUAUAAGUCCCCCCUAAACUUCGUAUACCUAUACAAGUUGUAUACACCGCUUGAAGGCUUCGAAGAGAACGGACUUGUACUGAAGAAUAUCUACGGAAAUGGACUUGAUACUGAACUGUCUAUCCGAUUGUCUACGCAUAAGUUUGGCAUAGCAAUACUUCUAGAGGACAACGGGAAAGCAUUAAUAGACGUGCUUCGUGACAAGUUCCAACACGAGGCGAGCUCGUCCGACAUGUUUAUAGAGAACUUUGAUACUAGGGCCCGAGUGGUUUUGGACACCCUGUACUAUCCUACUAUCACUUUCAAUGCUCAUCUUAUGAAGGUAUGUAUAUAUGAAGGUAGUUAUGAAGAUAUACUAGAAGUGAACGCAACGCUACACUUACCGAACUUACCGCCACUUGUACUUACUGAUGUCUUCGUGCUAGAGGAAUACACGGUAAUGCGCAACACUCUAAACUUGGUGACUCCUUUCCAAGCGGUGAAGGAAUUGAAGUCAGUGUACACAGUCGACAUUACACUGGGAGAGAAGAUCAACGUCACCUGUCUCGUGUUGUUGUAUAAUGGAACUUAUUGGCAUGAGAUAUCAUACAAAAUAUUCUACGAAUACGAAUGCGGUGAAGACGACACGUACCAAUCGUAUGUAGCCUCGGUCGGUAUAGCGACACCUCUGCCUGUACUCCCCGCGCUAGAGGCGAGAGUCGCUGCAAGACUCGAGGACGCGCUGUGGAAGAUGAGCGCUGACAUAGCCAUGCCGUCCUUUACUAUUACUGCUUUAGCUAGCUUAGAGUUGGACGAUCCGUUUGUUGAAACUUCAGGCAGUUUGAACCUAACAUCAGCGUACUUAGAGGACUACUUCAUAAAGAUGCAGUUUAAGAAGGACUUCUCAGAUGUUGAGAAUGUGGUCGGAGGCGGUAUACAGAUACAACAGGGUGAUCAGAAUAAUUAUUUAUUCGCGGACGUAGUAUGGCGGCCGGCCCCCCACCGCCACAUCAGGUUCAAGUCCCGCGGCGCGCUGGUCCCAGUACUGGCCCCGGCCGAACUAUCUCUACUCUACAGCGAGGACGUGUCGCGGACUCUGUCGGUAGACUUCAGCAGUGAAGACUAUUACUAUUCUUUGAAGGCAGAUCAGUCGCAAACUUCUGUUAGCGCUGCGUUGAGCAGUCCGCAUAAGGGAUUCAGGGCUAUAAAAAUUAUAGGAGAGUUCGAAGAGGACGACAUUCGAGGAUCGUUUGUGACAGACACUACAGAGUAUAGUAUCAACGGGAAAGUAUUGAACAGGAACCCUCUCGAAAUGUCCCUAACCCUGGUCCCCAAAGGGCAGGGCGACAACAUCAACAUCCGCAUGAAGUACGAGAGCACUCCCACCGUGUACACCCUAUCCGCUCACUUCGCGGGGCCCGUGUCCGCCACGCUACAUGCCAAGGCCGAACUGGAGGGGAACUUCACUGAUAUUAAUGUUAAAUUGGACAUCCCGAAGUCGAAGUACAAGGACAUAUACUUCAAGUCGCGCGUGGACAACUACCCGGGGCUGCGCAAGGUACUCAGCGUGCAGGCCGCCACGCCGCUCAACAGGAUACGAUACGUCAAGGGAGAUACUGAUUUUAUAUUCGGUCCCAAAACUGGUUACUUGCUAUGCAAGUACGAGCUGCCAGAUAUGAAGGGAGAGGGAGAUCUGAAGUGGAGCUUCCUUCUCGGAGAUCUGUUUAUAAAGGCGCUCGGCCACCAGCACGUGAAGGAGAUAGAGAAGAGCGUGGACCUGGACAUCCACUUCGGAAACAGCACCACUCCCGACAUGAUGAUGAAGACGGACGCCGGCUUCCGGAUGGACCUCGAUCAUGUUUGGGUUAUCGGCGCGAACACCACAUUCGGCCUGAUCCCGAACAAACAAAUCAACCUGAUCAUAAACGCGAUCCUGCCCAAACCGAACGUGGAUGUACACACGCUGUACAUAGACCUGGACGCCGGCUCCGAUGAUAGACCGCUGAAGACACUAGAAGCGGAGUACAGGACUGACGUCACCAAGAUUGUUACUGGGGUCAAGGGAGAUCUACUCUAUUUACCAGAGAGUUUCGACACAAACUCCACGAUAACUUGGACCUCAACAACUGGGUACAAACACAUAGACAAUAUAGUGAAAUAUAAGUGGGACGUCAAUGGAUCCAACCAUGUUGAUUACACUCUAACCUCGCCCAUGUUUGACGGUAAACCCACGCUGAAGCUCAAAGGGUCUUAUCAGAAGGAUCUAGUGCAUACCUAUCAUAUUGUUAAGGGAGACAUGCACCACCCAGGCGACAGUCAGAUCGGCGAGAUAGAUCUGCGGUACGGCGGGGUCAAACAUACAGACGGACACUUCAACUUUACCACUCCGUUCAAACGGCUGCCCUGGCUCAAGUCUAUAUUCGAUAUAAACAACUUAGAAGAAUCAUCAGAUAACAAAGUGAACCUAUUCUGGCCGAACAAAACAGCGUCAGUGAACACGACACACCGCUACCAUAAGAGAAACAAGGGCUUCACACAAAACGGAGAAAUAUCACUUUCAGUUCCAUUGAGCCGUCAACACAUAGUCAACACUGAAUACUACUACAUACAAGACGAUAAGACCAGCAAUGGAAACGCUACAAUUGAUUUUGAUCACGACCGCUUCGUCAAAGGCUCCUUCGAUCAGAUUCUCAGUAAGAGUGAAAGGAAUUUAGACCUUGCUACUAUGAAUAUAGAGGUGGAAAAUGUUCAUACGCCUGUUGGGAUUAAGUAUAUACAUGAGUAUGAUAAUACGGGGAAUAUUGAUGUAAAACAAGCAACAGUAUUCCACUUACACAACGCAACGAAAUUCAACGUCACCGGUAAACUCGACAUCUACACCUACGACAUCGGUAAAGAUCUCAAACUGACUGCUAUACACGGCAAUCGAACCUGGACCUUUGACAAUAAGUACGAGGCAGUCGACAAGGAGCUGAAACAAGGAUCAAAGAUCAAAUGGGCCGAAGAUGUUUGGUUUAACUACGAUCUACAUGUUACUAAUAUGACUACGGACGAAACCGAAUCCCAACAACUAGUAAUGAACGUAUGGUAUCCACUGCGUACAUUUAAUUUGGUAGCAUUAUACAACUUACAAGACACAUUACUCGAUGGUUCGGCGAAGUUACACUGGAAUGUCAAGGAGGAGAAUAAGACGGCCGAGUUGAGAGGUCGCUGGGAGAACCCUCCCGUACCUGAGGGGAAUCUACAUCAUGUUGAUUUGUCGCUUGCCCAUCCAUCGUUUAGAAAGGACGUAACCCUAAAAGGCCAAUACCUAUCAACACCAUCAGUGAUGUCAAACGUCUCUCUAGAACUACAAUACUCCGAUUAUGAGAACGAAUACCUUCAACUAAACUCCAUAUUAACGGACAACUCAAAUGGCCCAGUGAGGGACUACAAAUUCGCACUCAUUUGCAAACAUCCGUCUACCAAUUUGGACUUAGAUAUGAAGUCUGAUAUCAAUAUAAGGAGUCGCUGGUACUAUUUCAAUAACUUCUAUAGGUUCCAGAAGUCUCUUUUCUAUCAGAAAUUGAGACAGAAUAUGUUUUUGAUCGAUACUGCUAAUAGUGCUGUGCAUUGGGAGCGUGCAAACGAGACGUACUUCUACAAAGUGAACGGUACAUGGGAGCUGGUGUACCCGGACUACACACUGAAGACGUUCGUCAGUCGCUCAACGGGCAACGACACCGGCACCGCGACACUGUCUAUGAAGAAUAAGUCGUUUGUCGCGCAUUAUAAUAGUACUGAUGACAUCUCCUACCACAUGGUAGGCCAGAUCGUCGACACUAGGUACGCGAAAUUCGACUCGUGGCGCAACUUCGAUGACGUCAUUACUGUCGACCUAGCCUCCUACAUCCGCCUCAACCACUCCCGACUGUUAACGAGCUCAAUAAAAUGGCGACCGCAGAUUUUCACCGAAGUAAAAUCCCAAGCCGUUUCCACUCUCAAACUCUUGUACAGCCAAGUUAAUGAUACGCUCAUAAUCAUGAAGGAGAUGCCGAUGGAAGCCCAUCUUGCCCUUAAGAACAUUUGGACGGACGCCAAACCGAGGAUCCGAGACUUUUUGGACGACCUAAAUGACCUUCACGUUAUAAAGGACGAUUUGGAUGAAUUCGAGCGGUUUUUGAACCAAUCUUAUAGCCAAAAUGAUUUCUAUGUUAAAGACAUUGUGGAGUUUACUUAUUAUGUGCUAGAUGAGAUGGCUAUAAGGAAUCAUUUGGAGAGUUUGCCAGGCAUUGUGAACGAUAUGUGGGGAAUGAUGGGCAACACAAGUCAAUCUAUUAAGCAGAGUUUGACGUAUAUAGUAGACUCGAUCAAGAAAGCGUAUGCGAACUUCUUAGAGUCAGUAAACAAGGUUUUGGAAGCUGAUUUCAUGGAGUUAGUCUCUGAUAGAUUGGAAGCUAUGAUCCUGCAGUACGAUAACUUCAUAAGGGAUCUACAUAUGAAGUUUUUGGAGUACUGGGAGGAAACCUGGGUGAAUGCGACUAAUAGGCUUUCGAAGUACUGGCAUGAAGUUCUGAAGUCGAUUGAGCCUUUGUUCUUCAAAGUGUUGCAUUAUAGUGAGUCUUUUGUGUUCGCUGUCGGUAAGAAUGUCAUGGAUUUCUUCUACAACAGGACUCAGGAGUUGACUGAUUCGCCUUAUUUCAAUUAUGUGUCGACUUUCGGACAUGAGAUGGAUCGCAUCUACAAGGACCUAAUGAACAACGACUUGAUAACGAACAUAAAGAAAUAUAGCAAGAAACUAUUCAACUUCGUGUGGACUAAGAUAGAGAAGUACAUUCCAUUCAAAGAUGAGUUCACACAGCUGUAUGCGGAGUUCAGGAACGCUUGGGAGAACUUCUUGAAGACCAAACAGGUCGUCUACGUUAGAGAGAAGUACCAAGAAGCGUACGUACGUCUGAAGUGGUGGUACGACUACUUCCUGAUCGGCGAGGCGCUGGAGACCGUCGGGGAGAUUCUGUACGCCAAGCUCACUGACAUGUCCAAGACUGCGCUGCAGUAUGAAGAACUACAUCGCACACCAAAAACGAACUUCAUAUUCGAUCCCCGCGUCGGUGCCAUUCUCUUAGAACAGAAGCUACCGAUGUCAUGGCACGCGUUCAACCGCACGCCGGACUUCACUGAGAUAUCGGAGUACCGCGCCGUGAAGGACUUCAUGGACGAGUGGCUCAACACCAACAAGAGUAUCUGGUCCUUCUACUACGACAUCAGGCCUUAUAUGGACUUCGAUAACUUGAUGCCGCCUUUUGCUGGAAUGGCAAUGAUGACGGGCCAAGGUACGCUAGUAACAUUCGACAAGCGCGUGUUCACGAUAUCGGAGGCGGGCACGUUCCUGUUGACCCGCGACUACCGGCAGGACAACUUCACCGUGCUCAUGGAGAGCAACGAGCAGGGACGGUACAACCUCGUACUGCUCACCAGGAGGAGUCUCAUACAUAUCGACUUGUAUAAGGAGGAGGUAUCAAUAGGCCAAUCAGUGCUGAGUCUGCCGGCGUACGUGGACGGAGUGGUGGUGGACAGACAGACGGACUCGCUCUCCGUGCAAGGAUACAACGGACUCGACAUACAGUGCAACCUCGUCUUCCACACUUGUAAACUGCAGGUUUCAGGUUGGUUCUACGCGACUCUCGGCGGCCUUCUGGGCACGUACAACAACGAGCAAUACGACGACCUUCUACUGCCCAACAACACGUUCACCACAUCCGUGUCCACACUGGGCCACGCGUGGAACAUCGUGCCCGCCCCCACCCCCACCACUAUUGAGAACAAGGACCUCAAGAACGACACGCAGUGCGAGAAGUUCUUCCAGAAUAAAGUGUCGCCUUUGAACCCGUGUUUUUCUGUUAUCCCAUCCCUCCCGCUGUACAGCGAGUGUAUGUCGGGCGGCGACGCAUGCGCACUGGCCAGCGCGUACAAGGAACUCUGUCUACACGAACAUGUUCCCACGCACAUGCCCGACCAUUGCCAUCAAUGUACGACUCCACAAGGCGAUGUUAUAGAAGAAGGUGGCUUCCACAUCCUGCAAUACAUACCCAACUCCACCGAUGUAGUCAUCAUAGUGGAGGCCCAGUAUUGUAACAAGAAUCUGCGCAAGAGCAAGAACAUGGACCUCUUUGUUGAAGCCUUCGAUAUUAAACUACAAGCUAACGGGUUCUCUGACAAUAGGUACGCGAUCGUAGGUUUCGGCGGUAGCGGCGUGUACCGCCGGCCCCGCGCGUUGUAUGUCAACAACAAAGUGUUCACUAAUCCCAUCGAGGUGUCGCUGCAUCUAGACAGCUUUAUUAUUGACAAAGCCGACCUGGUCCGCGGCAACCGCACCCGCAAGGCGGACAUGUUCGCGGCGCUGAGCUUCGCCACGACGCUCCCGUUCCGCGCCGCCGUGCCCAAGACAUUCAUACUCAUGCCUUGCUCUAAAUGUGACUCUACUUUUAUGAGGCUGGACUACUCCACAAUCUACCACAACCUGAUGGAAAGCUCGGUGACGCUGCACAUCCUGAUGGACGACGACUUCAUGCUGUCCAAGAAGAGGGCAGCCAAGUACCUGUUCGGCGUGGACAACACGCUAGCGUACACGAACAAGGACUACGAACGGCUGGUGGGAGACUCGGCGCUGAGGAAGCAAGUCAAACUGCCCAAGGAGAAACUCGGACUCUGCACCUCAUUGGCUAUGGAGACUAACGGCACAAUAUUCGCGGGCGCGAAGUUACAAGGCGACCGUCCGACGGCGCGUCGGUUCAGCAGCGUGGUGGGGUCGCGGGCCGCGCUGUCCGCGCCGCGCUGCCAGGCGCCGCCGCGCUGCGAGUGCAGCGACGGACGACUCGUCUGCAGGCCCUGCGCUGAUACGCAGAGACUGUUGGAGCUUUCAUUCUUCAACUCCGAUGACAUCGAUGAGCUGAUCGACAUGGCGAUGGAACCACCCACCCUGCCUUCUUUCAGAUGAUAAGUACCAUAGUACUAUAGAAUAAUGUCAGGAUCCCAAUCUAAAUUAUACUCUAAGUAAACCAAUGUAAGGUAGACUUUUCAGUGAAUUUUGUCUGUAAUUGUUAACCGAUUUUGAACUUUAUUUGCUUAGGUACAAAUAUUGGAAUGUUUCUGCAGGCAAUAUUAAGACUUGUAUACUUAUGCAAUAGAAGUCAAAAUCGGUUGGCAUAAUUAUAGAAAUGAUUUGUGAAAUAGUCUAUCAAUAUUUAGUAUGGAGUUUAGUUCCUAAGCUUUUGCAUUGAAUGUAAUUUAUUCUCAAAAAAACUGUCGUAAAGUACAAAAUUGAACUCAAUAGUGUAAUGAAUAGGGCUCAAAAUUGUGUACCUAUUAUUACUGGUAAUAAAUUGUGAUAUUUUUUAUCUAAAAAGUAUCUUCUUUAGUAAAUUGAAUAUUCUUUUAUUUAAUGAAUUAAUAGUUUUUAAAUAAAAUAUGUAUUUGUAUUCGUAAGAACAAGUUCAAACAAAGUGCAAGUUAUUAUGAACCUUAUUUACUUAAAAAUAGAGUUUACAGUGACUAUGUAGAAAUAUAGAAAAGGAUUCAUGUGUACAUAUUAUUUGAUUACAAAUAAGUUUGACAUUUAAUAAAAUAUUUUUAUAAAUUA
Spodoptera frugiperda (fall armyworm) is the source of this 13170-nucleotide messenger RNA. RefSeq lists its product as uncharacterized. The annotation marks the transcript as partial. Gene Ontology annotation, biological process: lipid transport. The transcript has 70 exons. Lineage: Eukaryota; Metazoa; Arthropoda; Insecta; Lepidoptera; Noctuidae. The record is from RefSeq and is a predicted model, not a curated record. Gene Ontology annotation, molecular function: lipid carrier activity.